Odobenus rosmarus divergens (Pacific walrus) is the source of this 1030-nucleotide messenger RNA. RefSeq names its product enoyl CoA hydratase, short chain, 1, mitochondrial (gene ECHS1). Gene Ontology annotation, biological process: fatty acid beta-oxidation. Gene Ontology annotation, cellular component: mitochondrion. Bases 19 to 891 code for a protein of 290 amino acids. NCBI's taxonomy places the organism in Eukaryota, Metazoa, Chordata, Mammalia, Carnivora, Odobenidae. The transcript is spliced from 8 exons. The record is from RefSeq and is a predicted model, not a curated record. Gene Ontology annotation, molecular function: enoyl-CoA hydratase activity.
AGUCGUCCCCGCAGCGCCAUGGCUGCCUUGCGCGCCCUGCUGUCUCGCGUCCGCUGCCCGCCGCGUCCCCGGCCCGGCUGCGCGGCCUUGCGCCCCUUCGUCUCGGGUGCUGACUUUCAGUACAUCAUCGCAGAAAAGAAGGGCAAGAACAGCAGCGUGGGCUUCAUCCAACUGAACCGCCCCAAAGCACUCAACGCACUCUGCAAUGGCCUGAUCACGGAGCUCAACCAGGCUCUGGAGGCCUUCGAGGAGGAUCCGGCUGUGGGGGCCAUCGUUGUCACGGGUGGGGAGAAGGCCUUUGCAGCUGGAGCUGAUAUCAAGGAGAUGCAGAACCAAACAUUCCAGGACUGUUACUCUGGGAAGUUCUUGAGCCACUGGGACCGACUUGCCCAGGCCAAGAAGCCGAUCAUAGCUGCUGUCAAUGGCUACGCUCUUGGUGGCGGCUGCGAACUCGCUAUGAUGUGUGACAUUAUUUAUGCUGGAGAAAAAGCCCAGUUUGCACAGCCAGAAAUCCUACUGGGAACCAUCCCAGGUGCAGGGGGCACCCAGAGACUGACCCGCGCUGUUGGAAAGUCACUGGCCAUGGAGAUGAUUCUCACUGGUGACCGGAUCUCUGCCCAGGACGCCAAGCAAGCAGGUCUCGUAAGCAAAAUUUUUCCUGUGGAGAGACUGGUCGAAGAAGCCAUCCAGUGUGCAGAGAAAAUUGCCAGCAAUUCUAAAAUUGUAGCAGCAAUGGCCAAAGAAUCCGUGAACGCAGCUUUUGAAAUGACAUUAACAGAGGGAAACAAGCUGGAGAAGAAGCUCUUCUACUCAACUUUCGCUACCGAAGACCGGAAAGAAGGGAUGACCGCGUUUGUGGAAAAGAGAAAGGCCAGCUUCAAAGACCAGUGAGCGCCUCCACCUCUGCCUAGAACCUUCUACCUAAAGACAAAUUUAGAGUCUGACAGUCUUAGAAGCAAGUAAAUCCUUCUUUUAUAAAGGGCCAUGUAGGUGACACACAGUUUAUCUCUGACGCUUGGGGCUCUCGCUC